UGGGUUGCGGAGUUCUCUGAGCGCCCUAUGUAUUUUUUGGAUAAUAAUGCAGAAUUAAUGGAUGAUUGAGCACCUCCAGGGACUAUGUUGCCCCUCAAGUGCUGUGGAUUGCGGAUCUCCUUUUGUGGAGAUAAAGCCUGGCUUGCCCGUUUUCGUCCUCCUUCACGUCCCACCCAAACCCUGAUUGCGUAUGCUCAAAAGCAGGUGAUUGCUGAGGUUAGGGAGAGGUCGAUUUCGCCCGAAAUUCACUCCCUCCCCUUGAUUGAGUAUUUAUGAUUUAAUGACUAGGCUGAGUUGAUAUAUGUGUACCGACAUAGGAGGAAUGAGUUCGUGGAUAAGGUGAACAGGAUGGCGAGGGCUUCGUCUACUGUAAGGGAAUCUGUAAGUAUUGAGGAUAGGACGAUAAAUGCCAACACGAUUGAGGCUGAGGUUAAAUUUGUCAAACUUUGGGGUGCUGAUUCACAAUUCCAUAGGGAGAAAGAUGUUUGCAAGACAAUGAUAACGGAUGAGGUGGCGAUGGAGGAUGAUGAAGAUGAGAUGACAAAAGAGGAGAAGGAGUAUAUGAGGAUGAAGGAUGUUGAGGUGGCGAAAACCAAAGUCUGUCUUGUCUCAACCAAGAAGAAAACCUUCUUGGAUAUGCGGAGGAAUGCAUUCCUCCCGCUUGCGUCACCCAGAUGGGUAGAAAAGAUGUCCACAACUUUCUCCGACAAUAUUUGGUCCCUCGAGACCUUUAAUCAUCUUGUUCCGUUGGAUCAGAGAGGGUACAGGUUGCUAGCAUCCCUUACACAGGAUGAGAUGAAGGCCGCGUAUGACAGAGCAUUAGAGUUGAACACGACACCGCCUGAUGUCAGGUUCCCCUUCAAUGGUGAGGGGAUUUUUCUCCCUCCCAUGAGCUCGAUGGACGUUAGUAAGUGAUCCCUCCCUCGCCCCAAUGUUUUGAUAAAGGGUAACAAAAUCCCUCAGAAUCC
Chara braunii is the source of this 968-nucleotide messenger RNA. Lineage: Eukaryota; Viridiplantae; Streptophyta; Charophyceae; Charales; Characeae. The record is from the annotation of a GenBank genome assembly.